UUGACGCUACAGGAAGCGAGCCUGGGCUGUCUCUGUACUGCUGUUUUCAAUCCCAGCCAAUCCACUAUGUGCGAGGGGCUUCAGCAUCAUGAUAUUUAACACACCCACCCUGAACUCCGACAGAGGUAUUUCCUCAAGCGCCUGUCAACGGGCAGACAUCACCUUCAUACGAGCUGGAUGUUCAGGCUGAAACGUUGAAACUUUCUCCAAAGAUCACAUUUAUCGACGGAAGGAGCUUCGAUGCGAUGCCAGACUUUCUCGAAACCUGCCAGGGCUGCCAUGCGUAUCAUCGCUUUCAACGACUGAACAGCCUCGAUUUGUACUGGAUAAGAAAAGCGAAUGAACUUGUGCAGCUGUGAAAGAGAUCUCGUGCGUUGUAUGAAUAGCGUCAGAUGUGAGGUGGACCGCGAACACGCACUUUUAUGGAUAAUUUCUCUGAGGCUUAAUUAUAUUUCGCAAAUACCUGCAGUGUAACAGCUAUUAAAUGUUAAAAUAGACUAUGAGCAAUUGUGUCGGAGAUUGUUCUCGCGUCUGCACGGGAGGAAUUUAAUCGCAAGCGCACGUAAAUAACUGGAUUAUUGUUUCGCAUGGAUGUGGAUGAGCGCUUUGCUAAAUAAAUCCCCAUUUCUGCACUUAAACUGGCAAAUGAAAACGAAAACGUUCCAUGUGUUCUUCUCAUAAAAUUGGGAGCCCGUGUUUUAUGUACUGUUGGCGAUGUAGUGCGCUUGCUCACUUUUAUCCUUGCCAUUCCAAACAAGUCAUUUCUCGAACAGGAGACCCUGAAGAUGAUCCUCUUUAGAAAAUUCCGCGUCUUGAUUCUGAUGGUGUUUCUUAUAGCCUGCUCUAUGCACAUUAUGAUAGACUUGUUACCGAAGCUGGAGAGACGGAGCAGUAGCGCGUGCUCGUGCUCACACACACCCAGCGAAGAGCCGCAGAACUGGGCUAAGCAUCGAGCCAAGCCGGGAUCAGAGUCCGGCUGGCCUAAUAAACACACACUCAGAAUACUUCAAGACUUCAGCAACGAGCCGAACUCAAACCUGUCCUCUCACUCGCUGGAAAAGAUCACCGUUGGGGAGAGAUCCGAGGCUUUGAAAAGAUUUGAGCAGUUGACAGGUGACGAGAAGAGGCACGCGACGCGGGACUCUAGCCUGAAGAACGCAGUUGUCAAGGGUUCGAGGCUCUCUGCGCUAUUUGAGCAUCCUUUAUACACCAGGCCAUUGCCUGCUUUAACUGACGAAGACACUUUGUUCAAUGUCAACACUGAUAUAAGAUUUGACCCUAAAGCUGCAGAGAACCCAGAGUGGAAUGGGGAAGGUAAAGAUGGGGAUUAUGCUCCUACUGGUGAGAUGUCCUCAGACUCAUACCCAAACUGGCUCCGCUUCCACAUUGGGAUCAACCGGUAUGAGCUUUACUCCAGGCACAACCCGGUCAUUGAUGCAAUGCUGAAGGAUCUGGUGUCGCAAAGGAUCACAAGUGUUGCGAUGAAAUCUGGAGGCACGCAGCUGAAGCUCAUCAUGACAUUCCAGAACUAUGGCCAGGCGCUCUUCAAGCCCAUGAAGCAGACACGGGAGCAGGAGACACCCCCAGACUUCUUCUACUUCUCUGAUUUCGAGAGGCACAAUGCCGAGAUCGCAGCAUAUCAUCUAGACAGGAUCCUGGAUUUCCGCCGAGUGCCGCCGGUGACUGGACGACUGGUGAAUAUGACCAAAGAGAUCAGAGAUGUGACCCGUGACAAAAAACUGUGGAGAACCUUUUUCAUUUCACCAGCCAAUAACAUCUGUUUCUACGGUGAAUGUUCGUACUACUGCUCCACCGAGCAUGCUCUGUGCGGGAAGCCUGACCAGAUUGAGGGCUCUUUAGCAGCUUUUCUGCCCGAUCUGUCCCUGGCCAAGCGCAGAACCUGGAGAAACCCCUGGAGACGAUCCUAUCACAAACGCAAGAAAGCAGAGUGGGAGGUGGAUCCAGAUUAUUGUGAAGAGGUGAAGCAGACGCCACCCUAUGACAGCGGCACACGCCUGCUGGACAUCAUGGACAUGACCAUUUUUGAUUUCCUCAUGGGAAAUAUGGAUCGUCAUCAUUAUGAGACUUUUGAAAAAUUUGGAAAUGAAACUUUCAUAAUUCACCUUGAUAAUGGAAGAGGCUUUGGUAAACAUUCUCAUGAUGAGCUCUCCAUACUGGUGCCUUUGAGUCAGUGCUGCAGGGUGAGGAAGUCCACUCAUUUACGGCUUCAGCUGUUGGCUAAGGAGGAGUUCAAACUGAGUGCUCUGAUGGAGGAAAGUCUACAGACUGACACGCUGACUCCCAUCCUCAUUAGGCCUCAUCUGGAGGCCAUGGAUCGCCGGCUGCGUCUGGUGCUCCAAGUACUUGCCGACUGCAUUGAGAAAGAGGGAUACAGCAAUGUAGUAGAGGAUGACCAGGGCACAGAGGGCUUGAACACGGGCACAGUCCCACAGAGGUAGUGGGCACAAACUGUUCAGGUGCUCCCGGCGGGUCCUUUGAAGUCCCACCGCAGAUCUAUAGACCAUGAACGUCUUGCAAGAGAUGCUCUUGUUGAUAAACUUUUCUGAAUUCAGUGAAUUCCAAAGACUCAUUCCUCAACCAAUGGACCAUGUGUUAAAAUAAAGACACACAGUAGACAAAGAAAGAGACGGUGUUCUGCAGUCCUGCAUUUAUUUCAUCCAAAAUGUAACUCUUCACAUGUAACAGCCGGUGUUAUAAAGCAAUGAUUCUCAACUGGUGGAUCGUCACCUAAAAAUGGGGUCACAGACUUGUAAAAUAACACUUAAAUGCAAAUAAUAAAAUACAAUUGAUAAUAAUAAAAAUCAUCAUCAUUAUUAUUAUAGCAGAUUAUAAUAAAAUAAAAUUUAAUUAAUCAAAUAAAAUGGAUAACUAUUUAUAAUGAAUAAAUAUUUAUUAUUGUUAUAAACAAGUUUAAAAUGGUCAUUUUUCUUAUUCAGCCUAUAUCAGGUUAAAAAAAAACAGCAUUAUUGGCAUUAAAUAUUAUUAGGCCUAUGCAGUUCUUGUUAGGCCAAAUAAUAAUUUUCAGCGGGAAAAAAAUAUAUUUUUGUUUACUUUUAUAUGGUAAAUAACUUUGCUCCUGUGUUGCGCUGCCAUUUAAUGUCUUAUGUGAGAUGCAAAGCAAAAACCAGUUGAGAAUCACUGUUGUAAAAGGAUCUAAAGACAUAACAAAAGCGCAUAUAUUUCCAUGUCUUUGCAGAACCUCAUUUAACCAGUAUUUGCUGUCCCUUUGGGAAAGUAUUUGAACUUUAGCGAAAUAUCAACUUUUUUUUUUUUUUAAAGAAAUGAGCGACGGCUGUGCAGGACAGAUCAACCGCUACAAAGAAUGUUUGCAGCUAAAGAAGGCAACAUUUCAGUUCAAACUUAUGAGGAACUACAGCUUCACAAACUCUUUCGCCGCUGUACAUGACAUGUGCACCUUUGUCAGUAUGUGGACUUUCAUGUCUUCAAAUAAAAUUCUUUAUACACUCUCCAUACAAGGAGGAUAAGAGGAACUGUGCGUUCAUAUAGCAAUGUAUUUUUCUUGACAAAAAGCUUUGAGUUGAAUGAGUUUUCUCCCAAAAGUGUCCUGUCUGUCAUGUUAUAGCUGAUCAGAAGUUAUUUAUUGAAUUUCAUAUUUAUUAUUCCAAACAUGCCACUCAAACAUUCUGUUACAUAAAAUCAAAAAGGUAGAUUCAUUUGGUACAUUAAACCAGUUGCAGUAUUUGUGCUAGCGAGUAGAUAAGUAACAAUGUGCAGUAUAUGUUUGAAAAAAGUUGAUGGUUUACUGCAUUUCAGAGAAAUGUCCUUAACAUUUAACAACUCGCAUCAUUCUGGCUUUGCCUGCUCUACCUACACAUCAAGAUCUCUUCAGUGAAAUUUAAGGCAAUAUCAAAAUUCAACAUUCAAAUAUCAAUAUUGUCAAAGACUGCUGCAUUUUCACCCACAUGUGACCUAUAAAUGUAGCCCUUAAAUUGCACAAGGAUACUGAUUAAAUAAUGUCAAAUCUCUGAAUGACUAGAGUUUUCAUGCUAUUAAAGAAAAAAAUUGAAAAACAAUGUUUGUUGUGCUCAGAUGAGUAUGUGAAUGAUGUUCCUAAAGCUAAGUUCCGUAGCUUUAGACUUUUUGACCACACUAAAUAAAAAAAUCAUUUAAAAUCUUCAGUUAGUUUUUUAUCCAUUUAGAACCAUAGAACAGUUUUAGAAAUGACACAGCCCUUAAAGAAACAGUACAUGACAGUUAACUGACGCAUGAAUACCUCUUGGUGUAGUCGUCAGCAGUAGCACAGAGGUCAUGUUAGUUUUGCUGAUUGAGCUUUUUUCUUAGUUUAAUUUUGUAUAUAUGAUAUUCUCCAGCGUAUGUAUAGACAUGCAUGUACAUUUUAACAUUCAGUGUCUUUUUAGUUCAGGGUGGGAAGGAUGUGGGUGUUUAUGUCCAGCUCUCUACAGCCUUUGUUGUACUACAAAACACAUUUCUACUAUCUGCUGAAAACGUUCUGUAAAUACCAUGUGAAUCCAGUGCCUGUGCAAUUAGAGAAAUACUUGAAUUGUGGAGAUGUGAGAGUAAUCAGCAGAAUAAACGUGGUUUAUUAUACUAUGGCUACAUUGCAGUUUCAUACAAUUUUUUGUUUUCUUUAUAGGUACAGUUAGUAUUUUCACAUUUUCAGAGGAUUACAGUAUGUUUUGCUGUUGCUGUCAUUUUGUCUCUUAACUGGGCUUUUUGUUUCAGUUUUUCCCUUUGUUAUGGUGCAAUAAACAGAGAUUAAACAAA
Molecule: messenger RNA, 4767 nt
Organism: Megalobrama amblycephala (Wuchang bream)
Lineage: Eukaryota; Metazoa; Chordata; Actinopteri; Cypriniformes; Xenocyprididae
Gene: fam20cb
Product: FAM20C golgi associated secretory pathway kinase b
Exons: 10
Coding region: 786-2459 (557 amino acids)
Biological process (GO): protein phosphorylation
Cellular component (GO): Golgi apparatus
Molecular function (GO): protein serine/threonine kinase activity
Source: RefSeq, a predicted model, not a curated record